This is a messenger RNA of Nematostella vectensis (starlet sea anemone), 778 nucleotides long. Its product is annotated as protein canopy homolog 2. Gene Ontology annotation, cellular component: endoplasmic reticulum. The coding region runs from base 103 to 648 and encodes 181 amino acids. The record is from RefSeq and is a predicted model, not a curated record. NCBI's taxonomy places the organism in Eukaryota, Metazoa, Cnidaria, Anthozoa, Actiniaria, Edwardsiidae. The transcript has 7 exons.
GGUUGUUAAUAAAGUUUGACAUUGUUUGAGGGGUAAAAUCUGUGUUUGCAUUCGAUUUUCUUGCUCAAGACAAACUUUUGGUUCUUUUAGCCCCGCCAAAAGAUGGAAUGCAUGCAAGUCCAAGAGAUCACCUGUGUUCUACUGUUCUUAUCACUGGUAACGGCAGGGUUUUGUCAGAGAGACAAAUCUCUCUAUUGUGAAGUUUGCAGAAUUGUGACUGAUGAGCUGGAAUGGGAAAUAUCGCAAGUAGACUCCAAGAAAGUCAUCGAGGUUGAAAGCUUUCGUGUUGAUCCAACUGGAAGACAGAGCUACACAAGACAGAUACCCUAUGCUAGGUCUGAGGCCCACCUUACAGAGCUGUUAGAGAAUACAUGUGAGAACAUGAAGCAAUACGCAGAGUCUACAGACCAAUCCAAUGGCAAGAAGACAUACAUUCGAACAUCAUCAAGGGAUGGAAAGCCAGUCACACUAUCAAAUGUAUCAAUUAGCGGUGAUGUGUCAGAAAAGCUAAAAUUUGCAUGUGAAAACAUUGUUGGUGAACAUGAUGAGGAAAUUAUUGACAUCCUGAAAAAAGAAGGAAAGGAUAUGAAAAACAGGAUUUGCACAGACACACUUCAUUUCUGUUCUGAUGUCCACACAGAGUUAUAACACAUUGGUAAUACAUAACAAUUAUUAAGUCCAGUUAAAGUUAAAUAGGGCACAUCUGUGCAGAAUGCAUUUAACUUUCUUUCAAUAAAAUGAUGUUGAGAUCAAGAUUGAAAUAAAGUUUAGAAUUACU